AUCCAACAGAAAGGAUUCCCCGCUUUGUUGAAUCUAUCUUUUCUCUCCAGCUUUUGUACUCAAGAGCUACAUUAGACAAAUCAGAUUAUUUCUUACUGGCAAGCUCCACAAUUAGGGCACACUCUAUAAGAUUAUUAUGUAUCUGUGAUUAAAUGCUGAAUACAUGUUAUGACGGCAGGUCCCAUGUCCAUGAAGAAUCUGUAGUUUUUAGAGUGGGAACUCUUGUACUUCGCACCGCGUUGGGAGGCAGGACAGUGAUUACUGCAGCACAGUGUUCCCAUCUUAUUUCCAGACAGCAGACGGGAGAGGUGUCACCCAUAGCGACUGCUGUUUCAGCAGGAAGAGUUUCCCUUGCACCAUGGACCCUCCCAGCUCUGGCCCGGAGCGAGGCCAGGCCCCCAGCCAGGAGCGCAGCCACAGCGAGGACGAGCGGCGGAGACAGCAGGAGCGGCUCAACAGGGAGGAGGCCUACUACCAGUUCAUCAAUGAGCUGAGCGAGGAGGACUACCGGCUCAUGAGGGACAGCAACCUCCUCGGCACCCCAGGAGAAAUCACUGCUCAGGAACUACGGCAGCGCUUGGAUGGUGCCAAAGAGCGUCUGUCAUCUCAGCCAAGAGCAGAAAACAGUGAAGCUGUCCAACAGGAUAUUAACAGAGGUUCUGAGGCCUCCGGGGAGAGCUCUAACGGGGAUUCUCUGCUGCAGUGGCUCAACACGUUCCGCCGCACAGGCAAUGCCACGCGGAGUGGGCAGAGCGGCAACCAGACCUGGCGAGCCGUGAGCCGGACCAAUCCCAACAGUGGGGAGUUCCGCUUCAGCCUGGAGAUCAACAUCAACCACGACCAGCACGAGCACAGCUACGACUCCGGCAGCGAGCAGCCCGCCGACACCUCCAUCCUGCCCGGCGCCACCGAGAGCGGGAGGCUGCAGAGAUCCACGAGCACCACGGCCAGGCGCACCAGGAACAGCACCACCAGGCUAGACCCCAGCCGCCAAGCAGCCAGGUCGGCAGGCAGGACGAGGAACGCGCAGAGGACUGACAUCACUGAGCCGUCAUCAGCGGCCGCCCAGAGGAGGCUGAGAAGCAGCACGGGCAGGAGAGCCCUAAGAAGGCUGAGAAGUGCCUUGCAACAGAGACCGUUGGGCAGGACUGCCGAGCAGAGGCCAGAGAGAGGGCAGGAAUGCCCCAGGGUUGUCCGGGAAGGUGGAGGCCAGGUGGGUUCCUCUCAGUCUUCGGAGCCCAGGAGUAGCAGGACUAGGACCAGAAUAAACCUAAGGACAGGCGAAGAUAGUGACCCCCAGGGCAGGCGGUCCCGGAGCUCUACGAGCAGGAGAAGUCGCUCACCCCUGCGUCGGUCUAGCACGGCUUCAGCUGCCUCUGCCUCUUCGUCUGCCUCUGCCUCUGCAGCCCAGUUGGAAGAAAGUCUGGACACGUCUGCAGAGCAGAGGCCUAGCAGAGUGAGCGGGAGAGAAGCGGUGAGAAUGGCUGCCUCAGCUAGUGAGGAUGGGCAGCUGGAAAGUGGGAGCCCUUCUGUGGAGCCGCCUUCUGUGGAGCCACCUUCUCUAGGAGCAGCCCCAGAGGGUGUGGUGGAGGAGGCUGAGUCCAACAGCUCCUCUUCAGCCAGUGUAAGGAGACACCCGACCAUCAUGCUGGACCUCCAGGUGAGGAGGAUCCGCCCUGGCGAGAACCGAGACCGGGACAGCAUUGCUAGUCGGACGCGUUCCCGGGUCCGCAUGGCAGAAAACACAGUGACGUUCGAGAGUGACAGCGGCGGCUUCCGACGCACUAUAUCCCGCUCAGAACGGGCGGGGAUACGGACCUACGUCAGCACCAUCCGGAUCCCCCUGCGGCGCAUCUCGGAGACCGGCCUGGGGGAGCCCUCGUCCGUGGCUCUCCGGUCGAUCCUGCGGCAAAUCAUGACCGGCUUCGGGGAGCUGAGUUCCCUGAUGGAGACCGAGGCAGACUCGGAGGGGAACCCAGGUGGCCGUUCUGUAGACAACGGCUCCACCACAAAUUCCUUUCAAAUUCACACCAAUGACAGCAACGCGUCCAGCGUGUCAUUAGCAAGCAGACAACCUGAAGCUGAACCCGCCGCGCCCCUGGGGGUCAGUGCUGGGACCCAGCCGUUGGGGCCGGGCUCAGGAAGCAGGGAGGGCAGGCAGUCCAGCAGAGACACCAACAACCUGGUUGAAAACGGCACGCUGCCCAUCCUCCGCCUGGCGCACUUCUUUCUGCUAAACGAUGACGAGGAUGAUGAGCACCCCAGGGGGUUAACCAAAGAGCAGAUCGACAAUCUGUUGACCCGGAACUAUGGCGAAGGCAACCUGGAGGCAGAACUCAGUAAAACCUGCAGCGUUUGCAUCAACGAGUACGCAGCGGGGAACAAGCUGAGGAGACUGCCCUGCUCCCACGAGUUUCACAUCCACUGUAUCGACCGCUGGCUGUCAGAGAACUCCACCUGUCCCAUUUGCCGGCAGCCUGUCCUCGAUACCCGUCAGAAUUGACAGGCAAACGCAACAGACCAUUUCUCAGAAGAUGGAAGCUUUUGUAAAUACUGCAUUCAUGUUUUAAAUAUUAAAAACCCAUUGUAAUGAGCGGACGGUAGAACCUAAAGGGAAAAAAACAAAAAAAAAAAAAGUAAAGCUAUAUUUUUGUAGACUUCAUUUUUUUUUUUUUUGCUUUGUUUUUUUAAGUUAAGCACUUUCUUAGCAUCAAUGUACUGAAAACAAACUUAAAUAAAAUCAUGCGUUCUCACAGUAACGAUGAAUCCUUUCCGAAGGAGUCGCUUGCACAUGGGGAAACUGUUCUUCAAAAGAUAUACAAUGUUAAGAAAUUAAGAUAACUUGCUGGUUUUUAAGUUUAAACCUUCUUACAGUAGCACUGUGAGGUAGGCCCAUUUUUUUUUUGUGGGGGGGGGGG
Acipenser ruthenus (sterlet) is the source of this 2918-nucleotide messenger RNA. RefSeq names its product E3 ubiquitin-protein ligase RNF6-like. Gene Ontology annotation, biological process: positive regulation of DNA-templated transcription; ubiquitin-dependent protein catabolic process; protein ubiquitination. Lineage: Eukaryota; Metazoa; Chordata; Actinopteri; Acipenseriformes; Acipenseridae. Bases 359 to 2503 code for a protein of 714 amino acids. Gene Ontology annotation, molecular function: ubiquitin protein ligase activity. The transcript is spliced from 4 exons. Gene Ontology annotation, cellular component: nucleoplasm; cytoplasm. The record is from RefSeq and is a predicted model, not a curated record.